Messenger RNA from Callorhinchus milii (elephant shark), 1013 nucleotides. It is a transcript of the gene slc25a10a, whose product is annotated as solute carrier family 25 member 10a. Gene Ontology annotation, cellular component: mitochondrial membrane. Gene Ontology annotation, molecular function: sulfate transmembrane transporter activity; oxaloacetate transmembrane transporter activity; thiosulfate transmembrane transporter activity. The record is from RefSeq and is a predicted model, not a curated record. The coding region runs from base 250 to 987 and encodes 245 amino acids. Gene Ontology annotation, biological process: thiosulfate transport; oxaloacetate transport; mitochondrial transport. The transcript is spliced from 11 exons. NCBI's taxonomy places the organism in Eukaryota, Metazoa, Chordata, Chondrichthyes, Chimaeriformes, Callorhinchidae.
CUGUGUGUGUACACAGCGCCUUUCACAUCAGGAGAACGGAUGAGAUGUUAAACCAAGACAAGACCGGAUGGUGAUAGAAAGCGAGGGAUGGGGUGAUUAAGAGCGUUGAGCAAAGGCAGUGGUAAAAGUGAGAGAGAGAGAGAGAGGUUCCUCAGAGGUUUCUAGAGGAACAGAACAGGAAAAGUAAAACAAGGGCAAGGUCUAGGUGUCUACAAUGAGGUCCACCUGCAGACGCAGCAGGAGGUGAGGAUGAGGAUGUUGGGGAUGGCCGGACACGUGAUCAGGACCGAUGGGUUCCUGGCACUGUACAACGGUCUGAGUGCCUCACUCUGCAGACAGUUGACCUACUCCCUGACGCGCUUCGCCAUUUACGAGACGGUGAGAGACCGAGCGACCGGCGGCAGCGACCGCCCCCUCCCCUUCUACCAGAAAGUGCUGCUGGGAGCUUUCGGAGGAUUCACCGGGGGCUUUGUAGGAACGCCAGCCGACAUGGUGAACGUGAGAAUGCAGAACGAUAUGAAGCUUCCAACGCAUCUCCGGAGAAAUUACAAACACGCCGUGGACGGGAUUUUCCGAGUUUUCCGGGAAGAGGGCCUGAAGAAGCUUUUCUCAGGAGCAACAAUGGCCUCGAGUCGCGGGGCUCUGGUCACCAUCGGUCAGCUCGCCUGCUACGACCAAGCGAAGCAGCUGGUCCUGGCCACCGGCUUCCUGUCCGACAACUUCCUGACCCACUUCCUAUCCAGCUUCAUCGCGGGAGGAUGUGCCACAAUUUUGUGCCAACCUCUGGACGUGCUGAAGACUCGGCUGAUGAACUCGCAAGGAGAAUAUCGGGGAGUGCUGCACUGCGCGAUGGUGACCUCCCGCCUGGGGCCGCUCGGCUUCUAUAAGGGCCUCGUUCCCGCUGGGAUCCGUCUCGUGCCUCACACAGUCCUGACGUUCGUCUUCCUGGAACAGCUGAGGAAACACUUCGGGCUGGAGGUCACAUGAUUCCCCUCGGGGGUGAUGGUGGUGGG